Messenger RNA from Vanderwaltozyma polyspora DSM 70294, 687 nucleotides. It is a transcript of the gene HLJ1, whose product is annotated as type I HSP40 co-chaperone HLJ1. Gene Ontology annotation, molecular function: Hsp70 protein binding. The record is from RefSeq and is a predicted model, not a curated record. The transcript has a single exon. Gene Ontology annotation, biological process: cellular response to misfolded protein. Bases 1 to 687 code for a protein of 228 amino acids. Lineage: Eukaryota; Fungi; Ascomycota; Saccharomycetes; Saccharomycetales; Saccharomycetaceae. Gene Ontology annotation, cellular component: endoplasmic reticulum membrane.
AUGUCCUCAUAUACUGAAGAACAAGAAAGAGUAGCGUUGGAGGUUUUAUCAAAGGAAAGACAUGAUUUUUAUAAUGUUUUAAAAGUAGAACGUAGUUCUGAUGAAACUGAAAUUAAAAAAUCUUAUAGAAAAUUAGCAAUUAAAUUACAUCCUGAUAAAAACCCUCAUCCAAAGGCUAGUGAAGCUUUCAAAGUUAUUAACAGAGCAUUUGAAGUUUUAAGUGAUAAUGAAAAACGUGAAAUCUUCGACAGGAUAGGUAGAGACCCCGAUGAUAGAGGUGUAUCGUCUUCUGCAUCAGGAUUUAAUGGAGCUCAACCUGGGUUCCCUUCUGAUUUCGAAAAUAUGUUCUUCCGUCGUCAAUUUAACCAAGGUGGCCAUGCAGCUCCAGAAGAUAUUUUUGAUUUCUUAUUUAAUAUGAAUGGUGGUGGAAGCCCAUUUGGUGGUCCAUUUGGUGGCAGUCCAUUUGGCGGUGCAACUACCUUCUCUUUUGGCCCAGGGGGGUAUAGAGUUUAUACAAACGGCCCAGGUGGUCAUCCUUUUGCACAAAGACAAAGGCAAAGACAACAACAACGACAACAGCAACAGCAACAACCUGAAAGAAACGAUUUUUACGAAAAUAUAAGAAUAUUAUUACCGUUCUUAAUACUAUUCGUAGUACCACUUUUAGAAAGGCUAUUAUUCGGUUAA